This is a messenger RNA of Zygosaccharomyces rouxii, 3444 nucleotides long. It is a transcript of the gene ECM21, whose product is annotated as Ecm21p. The record is from RefSeq and is a predicted model, not a curated record. The transcript has a single exon. NCBI's taxonomy places the organism in Eukaryota, Fungi, Ascomycota, Saccharomycetes, Saccharomycetales, Saccharomycetaceae. Bases 1 to 3444 code for a protein of 1147 amino acids.
AUGCCUAAUCCAUCUUCUUCUGGUACACCUAGAUAUGGCAAGACUAGUUCUCCAUUAAGGAGGUCCUCUAGCAUCAAGAAUACUUUGACUUCUAUCCUGGGAAGUAAUUCCGCCAAUAAGAACAAUAGUAGUAAGAACAAGAGCAGUAAUAACAAUAGUAAUGACGGUAAUCCUCCUACUUCACCUCUAAGAAGACGCGAUACUACGACUGGAACUCCUUCUAGUAGUACGAACAAUAACCAGACAAUGAGAAGAUCUCCUACUACAACAAGGAGUACUAAUGCUACGGAGAGUAGACUAAAUCAAUCUUCCUCUGAGCCUAAAAGGUCCAAUACAGUAUCUGGUAAACCAAGAAUGAUGGAGAGGCCUUCAUAUAGUUCUGCUUCAAGAUCAUCUGCAUCUAUAUCUUCAUCAACAGUUUCUGGUUCUACUAGUACUGACACUCCCAACACUUCAACUCCAAGGUCAAGUACACGAUCGGUACAAAGAAGCGCCUCUAUGAUGACGCCAAGAUCAAAAAGCAGCGGUAAUUCAACCAGUUCUCUUAGUACAACUGCAAGAACGGGCACUAGAAAUGGUGUAUCGGCAUCUGCGAGAACGAGAAACACCCCAGAAUCGAUACCAAGAGCUUCUUGGGCGGCGGCCUCGUCACCUGCAGCACCGCCAUCGGCACCAGAACCUGUACUUAGUGAAGCACCAGAGGACCAUCAAGCAUAUACGCUGAAUUCGUUAGCGCCACAAAUGGUAGUUUCAGCACCACCACCGCCGCCAUCUGCGAAGGAAUUCUUAAUCGAAUAUCUAACCCAACGUGGAUUAUUAAAACCAAAGACCGUUUACGAAAGGCCGGAAUUGAAAAUUUCCAUUUCUUCAAGUGGUGAUCACGUAUUUUUGCCGACCAUGUCAUGCAACGAUGAUGAAUAUUUGGCGAGAUUAAACGGAUUUAGAGAAGAUGAAGAUUUUGAAGUUUUAGAUACAGCUGAAUCCCGUGAAAAUAACACUAGAAAUGAUACCGCAAAUAGGGAGCUUCCCAGAUCGAGUUCAAAUGGGAAUUUAAGAUCAAGACCAUCUACAGCUUCCUUCCAUAGUAAUAACCCAUUUAGACAGUCAUCAUCGAAUUCAUUGGAUUCGAGAUCUCCACCAUCUUUUGAAAUGGACGAAUCCAUGGCCUCAUUAACUAUAGCGGUAAUUGUAUCGAUACCAAAACCCACGAAGAUCUCAUCUAUAGAGGCACAGUUAUGUUCACUUGUUAGGAUCCAUUGGUAUGCAGGUGUACCACCAACGAGGUCAUUUCAAGAGGAAAAUUACAGUGCAGGAACAUUGAAUUGGAGUUUGGGGACAGAUAAUAUGAACGUUUUUAUCCCACUAAAUGUAUCUUCAAAGGAAAAAAUCAUUGAAAAUAACAGAAAUAUUAGACAAAUGAGUCUCUUUCGGAAUAUUCCCGAUAGUCAAAAGAUUUAUUUGGAAAAAGGUCGUAUUAGAAAAGAUCUAAUUGAGAAGGCCUCAUCUGAAGGACCUCAAACUAUGCAACCUGGUGAUUACGUCUAUAUUAUUCCAAUCGCAUUCAGUAAUCACAUUCCAGAAUCUCUAUAUCUGCCAUCAGCUCGUGUUCAUUACAAGUUUUGUGUGGCAGCUAAGAUGCAAGACGGCAAAAACAGAUCUUUAUCUGUUCAACAACAAAAAGCCGUACAGGAGGAACGUCAGCAAGAAUCAGAAUUGAAUAAUCAUAAAAAAUUUGGUCUUUUGAAGAAGAUUAAAGGUGGACAUUUACCAAACGGACUUUCUCCAGCUAGGGAUACAUCUGAAGAUCCGAAUGAAAGCUAUACCGAAUACCCCAUCUAUGUGAUUAGAACUCCACCACCGAUCUCUAUCUCCACUGCUAAUAAACCAAUUUAUAUCGAUCGUGUUUGGACAGACUCAUUGGCUUACGAAGUUUCAUUUGCUCAGAAAUACGUGGCUCUGGGAUCUAAAGUACCGGUAAAGAUCAAAUUGGAACCUUUGACUCCUGAUGUGUUUGUGAAAAGAGUGAGGGUCAGCAUUGUAGAGAGGAUUACCUUGGUGAGUAAGAAUUAUGAAUUUGAGUAUGAUCAGGUCGAUCCAGUGGCUCGCGAUCCUUACAACCCGUAUUUCAAUGAAUUCGCCGCUAAACGUAAGAAAGAACGUAGUUUAUCACUAUUAGAAAUUAGAACUAGAGACAAAGGUGGUAGAGCUAUUAAGGAGGAAAUUGUAGAAAAUUGUGUGAAUGAUAACCUUUUGUCCUACAAUACAGAAGGUGGUGUCGAUCCACUUUAUAUCGAAACCAAUGUGGAAUUUCCCUGCUAUGAAGAUCUAGAAAAAAAUUCUGCUAAACAAAUACCGCCUUAUGGUGUGGAUGCCUAUGCAAAUAUUCCUAAUCCUGAAGCGACUAAUACACAAUCAUCUAAUGGUCACCAAUCGUCGAACAAUAACGCUCCCGGUCAUCGUAACAGUGUGAUAGGAUUUUUAACCAGCAGGAAAAGUUCAUUAUCUCCAACACCGAAGAGUAGUUCUGGCGAUUUAAAGAGGAAACCAUCGUUUUCACCGCAACCUAUUUCCAAUCAAUCUCGUCCACCACAAGAUCAGAGAUUUCAUGAGACUAAAUUGAGAAACGGUAGAGGUGUAACAGUCAAGAAACAUACUAGAUUGAAUAAACCAAGACGUGGAUUAUACCUGGAUAGUUUACAUUUCACUAAUAUUCACAGUAGACACAAAUUGGAAGUUAUGUUAAGAAUUAGUAAACCAGACAUUGCUGAUCCAACAAAGCUGAGACAUUAUGAGGUGUUGAUAGAUACUCCAAUUUUCUUAAUCUCUGAAAAAUGUAGUGAGGGCAAUAUGGAGUUACCUACAUAUUCCGAUGCAAUUAACGAUCCGCUGGCUCCAGGCAGACCAUCUAACAUGAUGGCACCUCCAACUUUUGAAGAAGCCAUAUCAGUACCAGCAUCACCAAUGCAAUCACCAUUGGGAUCGCCAACCUUAUCACCACUAGGAGCACCCUCAAUUUCACCAACAACUUCACCACUACUUUCCCCAAUGGGUUCACCCCAUACAAGAAAUGCUAACGUACCGAAGGAUUCGGAUAUUCAACAUUUAAGUUUAACUAAUGCACCAACUUUGGCUCCACCUGAACAUUCUGCACAUUUACAACCAUCGUCUGGUCCUGGGGUCAAUCCUAACUUUGCAAAUGGUAACCACAUGUUUAACAAUUUGGAUAAAUUGAUGAGUUCACCUGCAAGCACUAGUGGAAGAACUAAUGGUCAAAAUAGUGGUCUUAACCCCAGUGGAUUCAAUGGUAUUGGCAAUGUCAUCGAUUCAGACGAUUUAGACAUGACAAGGCCCAACUUUAACAAGAAUCCAGAAAGACCUACAACCGAAAAGCCUACAAGAACUUUUUUGUCAGAACCACCUAAAUAUGACGAAAUCAUGCCUUAA